UCCCUCCGAGCACUGCCGGGUUGGGCUGCGUGACUGCGUCUAAUCGGAGGGGCCGCCGCCGCCGCAGCAUGUGCAGCUUGGAUGCGGCUGGUGGCCAGCUCGGUUGACACUGACACGCUCGCCCGGGGGCCGUGUGUGCACGUGUGAACCUGAACCCCCGCCGCCGACGCCGACGCCGCAUCCGGUCUGGCAGGACUCUUUGCCCUGCUGCUGCAGCACCAGCCAGACCCUCAAUUUGCAGAGGGCGGGAGCAGCCAGCGGCCGCGAUCGCCACCCGGUUGCAAGACCGCAUUGCCUUUGCGCCGCGCGGCCGCCGGCUGGCCCGGCUGCUCAGGGGCUCCGCAGCAGGGGCCGGCUGCCUGCCCCCUCCCUCGCCUCGGCUUUUGCUGCAGAGAGGCGCGGGAAGGAGGGUGGCUGCUGCUGCUGCUGCUGCUGCUGCAGGGAGGAGGCGGGUGGAUCGCAGGUGCCGCAGCCGCGGGAGUGCGUGCAUUGCAGAGAGGAGAGAGGGGCGCCGCCGCUGCAGAAGAGGAGCGCCGGGGAGCGGUGAGGAGGAUGAGGCAUUCCUGAUCGCGCCCUCCCUCCCACUCCCCGCCCCCCCCCCCCGCAAUCCCCAUCCCCAGCCAUGACUUUCAUGCACAGCUUCUUGCACCCACAGCAAGCGAUGCGGGGCGGCUGCACCCCUCUCCUGGCCCUGAGGGUCGGCUGCAUUUCGCAACGCAGAGCCGGCUCCGGCGGCGCUCCCCGCCGCCGGCCCCUGCGGGUCUUGGUGGACAUGGACGGGGUGCUGGCGGACUUCGAAGGCGGCUUCCUGAAGAAGUUCAGAGCCAAGUAUCCGGAGAAGCCUUUCAUCUCCCUGGAGGAUCGGAGGGGCUUCUGGGUGUCCGAGCAGUAUGGGCAGCUGGAACCGGAGCUGAGUGAAAAAGCAAUCAGCAUUUGGGAGUCGAAAAACUUCUUCAUAGAGCUAGAUCCCCUGCCAGGUGCUGUGGAAGCCGUGAAACAGAUGGCUAAAUUAGAAGAGACGGAUGUGUUCAUAUGCACAAGUCCCAUCAAGAAGUACCGCUAUUGCACUUAUGAAAAGUACGCCUGGGUGGAGAAACAUUUGGGCCAGGAGUUUUUGGAGCAGAUUGUCCUCACCCGAGAUAAGACGGUGGUCUCUGGUGACCUUCUAAUUGAUGACAGGCCUGACAUCCAAGGAGCUGAGAAGACUCCCAGUUGGGAGCACAUUCUCUUCACGGCCUGCCAUAACAAGCACUUGGAGGUCCGACGUCCUCACAGGAGGCUCCACUCGUGGACCGACGACUGGAAAUCCAUCUUGGAUAGCAAGCGGCCAUUGUAGAGCUGGGCUUGUUCAAAUGUCCACCUCCUCAGGCUGUCCUUUGGCCAGCUUGGGGCACUGGGUUUCCUCAGGCCGCUCAGCGAGGGAGUCCAGUUACAGGCCCGAAAACCACUCCGCGACCGCCUGGGCAGAAAACAGGAGGCCAUGCCUUCAGUUUUGGCUACAGAGCCAAGAACAAUGACUCAAGUAAUGGAGAGUUCAGGCCCUCAAAGGACAGGAGACACUUGCCAAAUACUCUCCUUGUGCCUGGCUCUGUCUGAUUCAACAACAUUGUGCUCACUGGUUGGAAAACUUGGGGUUUUCCAAGCAUGGUUUAGCUUUACAUCCCUGGCUUCUUUAAUGAUGGCAUCUUUUCUUUGCGCCCAUUGGACAUGCCUCUAUUCCCAGGACUGAAAUGGCACUGACAUCUCAAUGGGACCCUCAGAAUUAUUACCUCAGAUUGUUCAAGGGGGUGCUUUGGCAAUGAAGCCAAGGACCCAGAUAAGGACUUUCCCCAUUCACGGCUGGGCCUUCUUUCAGUGGAAGCCAUGAUGGCCACCUUCAUAGACAAGAAGGCCUCUGGAAUGUACAGCUCACCCAAGUUUAGUGCUCUCAAAGAGGAGAUAAGGAAGUCACCAUUUCAGACUACAGGUGGGAACAAAAGGAUUGACCAAGUCACCAUACCAAAAAACUAAAAAUAAAAAGACCACUUCACAGAGAAAAGUAGCAUGUCAGGGUUGCAGCAUUCAAAUUUGAUUUUGAUGGAUACUUAAAAUAGAAGAGAGAGAGAGAGAGAGAGAUGUUGGCAUGACAAAUGAAUUUUAAGGCAAAUGUCACAUACCAAUGUGCUCAAUUAAUUUCCUUGGCACUUAAAAAAAUUAAUCCCUAGAUCCAACAGAAUGCAUAAUUGGUUGUGCUGAAAAAUAAAUCUCCAUUGGAAUUCCACUGGAGCAGUUGCAAGCGAAUCUAAGAGAGAAAAAUUUGAGUCCCACAAAUUUGUUUUGUCUUUAACCUGUAUAUCUUUGGAAGGAGGAAAAAUGGGGUUUCUUGUACCUUGCCCUAAACUCCAUGCAAGACCAGCUCAGCCUGAUAGGCAGUAUAGGCAGCUGCCUAGGACAGCAGAAUCCCAGGGGUUCCCAGGCUAAGGGGGAUGACGACAAAUAUUUAUAUACCACUCUUCAGCCAAAGUUCUCAAAGAGGUUUACAUAGAAAGAUAAAUAAUACAUAAAUAAGAUGGUCAGUCCCCUGUACCCAAAGGGCUGACAAUCUAAACCAGGGAGACAGGGUAUAAUCCCCACAUCUGUUUUCUUGAUUACAUCCACUUUUCUCUUACUCCAUAUCAAGUGAUUAGAGGAAAACAUGCCCACUCACUUUUAUGGAACAGGGGAAAGUGGGGUCUCUUGAGGAGAAGACACAAUUCCUCCCUUGCCCCUGUUAUCUCAGAGGUCUGGAGUGGGUGGGUGUAUAUGUGUCCCCCCAUCCAAAAUGUUUUUCCUAUAACAGCACUUCUGUGUUCUGAAAAACAUCCAUCUGAAUUGUCUGUAUUCUCUUGCACAUUUUUCUAUCCCACUUUCCUUCCAUUAGGGGACUCAACAGCAUAGGAAUGCAAGUCAAUUAAGGCAAUGAGCCCGUUCUCACGAUCGUGUGAGAGGGCUUCAGGGUGGGCGACGGGGAAGGCAGCAGAAGCCCACCUUCCCAACAGACGAUCCGGCUGCCAUGUGCCCAGAUGCUUUGCUGCUUCCCCCAGCAGCGCGGACAUGUGGGGGUCGGGAUGCCUCAUCCCGGCCCCUGGAACUCCCACCAUGUGAGUGUGCGGUGCAUUGUGUGGAUACCCCUGCGCCGGGCAACCCCCCAUGAGUGUUGCAGUGUCUGCUGAAAGCAGCUGGCGCUGCAGACGAUCUGGAAACCGGUGCUAUGGGAAUGCUUGCUCCCUUUAUCUCGUUUAAGAGGCGGGCUCCCUAGGUAGGUUUGCCGCCGAAGCACUGCUGGGAUCGGGUGUGACCCUGGCGGUUCUCACACGCAGCCAAGAUCAGGCUUGGCUUUCUAAGCCCAGUCUUGGCUGCGUGUGAGAACAGCCUUGAUGUUAAAAAAAAACCACCAUGGUAAAAAGUAAUGAAAAGGAGGAUUCACAACCAGAAUGAAUAAGAAUAUGGCAGAUAUUGAUAUAGGUCAGUUUGGCUUCCCCCAGAGGCCUCUUUAUAAGCACUAGAAGACAUAUGAUGACACCAUGCAGGCCUUUUCCUUAUUAGGAAAAGAUUUCUAGAGUGUUGGUACUACAACCAAAAAGGCCCCGUUCAUUGUACCCUCCUGCUGAACCUUAGGUUCAGAGGGUUUGUCAGGAAGGCAGUGGUCCUUAAAGUGCCCAGGUCCCAAUUCUUGUAGGGCUUUAAAAACAACUAGAGUCUUGAAUUAAGCUCGGAAACAAACAUAAAACGAAUACAGACCAAAAAGACUGAUGCACUCCGUCCUUUCCCCGAUAACAGAUUCCAGACCAGCUAGUUCCCGACACUUUUCAAGCACAUUGGUGUAUAGAACACAUUUCAGUAGCCUACGUUUGAGGUUACCAGAGCUUACAUGAUGUAGCCAGGUCUGUCUUCUCUAAGAAAGAGAGGCUGAAUUGCGAGAUAGCUUCAAAGAGUACCCUCUGUUCUUUGAGCAUCAUGGUAAGGAAGGAAGUCUCAGGAGCAGGUGGGGUGGGAUCCCAGACAUCUGAAUGUGUUUGAAAGUCACUGAGGUGCCCGGCAUCCUUUCUUGCCAGCUCAACAAUAAAGUAUCGGCCCACUUUGUGUUGCUACCUGCAGGAUGAGUAGCAGUGGAAACCUUUGCAAAAGGAGAGUUCUGAAUGGAGCCCAAGUUCAGUGUUUAUUUCCUGCUGUUAUCCCUUCCAGCUCAGGAGCGUAUUGGGGAGGCGCAAAAUAAAGGCGAUGCAUAACUACAUUUCCCUCUGACAAUGGUUUUGGUAACCAAAAGUUUUAGCAGAGGAGUGAGAGAAGCUGUUUAACCUUUCCCCUGCAACUUCCCUCAGCUCCUUUUCACCUGCAGAAAGUUACCUGUAUCUUUUCUCCUCCGGGGAGAAAAUCAACUGAGGGAAGACGCCUCCGAGUGUGAUAACAGGUUGAAGAGGAAGGGUCAAGUAGGCUCUGCUGCCGUCCCGUGAGUUAAGAUGGCAACCCCUGGAGCGUGUUAAAAGGAGAGACAAGUUGCUUGGAUGGAGGAGCAAGCUCUGGCUUACGGCUUUAAUGGGCCUGGAGAGCCAGGAUUGGCCUUUGCAGGCCAGCUGACAGGAUGGGCUAAGACAAAUCUUGGGGCUGGCCCUGAUAUCUGGCCCCUCCAGGUCUUCAUCCCUGUGCCACACACAUAAAUGCUUACACUUCUUUGAACUGAAUGUAGCUGGCACUGAAUGCCUGCACAGUUUUAUUGUGCGCAAAUGAUCAGAUACAGGAGGGGCAGGAAGGAGGACAAGCUUUGGCCUAGAAUGUGAUCUUCUUGGGGCAGAGACCUGCGUGCUUACGCUUUGUAAAGUGUCCUCACAUCAGCUGGGCUAGUUCAUCAGUAAUUAGGGUUGUCUCAAUCUGCCUUUGCUCGAUCUGUUUCAUGGCAUGGAGAUAGCUAUUACACUCUGCGAUUAACUGCAGUUCAAGCUGCACAGCAGCAAGGGACUGGUUUAAAAGCUGGCAACCCUAGGAACAAGAGGGAGGGAAUCUUCAAAAUCCUCAAUGUCUAACCUGAACAGGACUAGGGAGAGCUGUGGAGAACGGCCGUAGCUUAGUGGAAAAACUUUGCAUGCAGACUGUCCCAGGUUCAAUCCCUGGCAGAAUCUCCAGAUAGGGCUGGAAAAGACUCCUGCCUGAAACCUUGGAGAGCUGCUGCCAAUCUGUGUAGACAGUAUUGAGCUAGAUGGACCAAGGGUCUGACUCAGUAUAAAGCCGCUCAGUGGUAGAAGAUCUACUUUGCAUGCCAGAGGUCCCAGUUUCAAGCUCUGGUAUCUGCAGGGAAGUCUCAGGGUGAGUUAGGCAUCUUUUCCCAUCCAUAUAUGAAAGAGCUUGGCUGCUAUUGUCCCACCAAAUUCCAGUCAGCCACUGGAGGGUGAUAUGUGCAAAGACAUUUCUUUUCUGCCAGGCACAUGCGCUGCAAAUAAACCUGAACUGGCUGGAUCAACCCACUUUCUAAGAAGCCCUUGUGCUUCCAGCUCAAGACCUUCCAUGGAAACACUUAAAAAACAACUACAAAAAACCCACCCAGAAAUCUCCAGGCUCAAGUUGCAAUAUAUCCAAAGUCAAAUAGAACAUUGCUUCCAAGAAAGCGUUCCCACAGGACAUGCUGCCUAGAGAUGGAAACGGUUGCAUAAGCUCCCUCGUCAGUACGCGGUCAAGGAACAGCUCUUGUUUCUGCUGCUCUUGUUGAAAAGGGUCUUAUUCGAGCAGCUACUAUAUACCUUCUUAACAGUCCUAGGACAGACCAUUGUACUAGGGCUGUCUCUUCUGAAAGAACAAAGACCAAAAGGUUAUGCUGAUCUUGAGGCGGGGGGGGGGCACUAUGCAGAAACAUUGGACAUUUAGCAUCUCUCAGCCCUGAAGAAACGAAUGCACUGGUGUUGUUUUGUCACCUGCUAAAGGUAAAAGGCCAACUUUGGAAGCAAGCAAGUUCCUCUGGUGAUCAUCGUGGAGAAUACAACUUGGCGGCCUGAAGAACAAAUACCCUCGUCACCGCUAAUUACUGUGUCUUCUGUGUAAAAAAGAGCCACUUGCCUAUUAUGCCAGGUUCAGGCUAUAACAUGGAGAGGCGUCUAUAAAACAUUUCCAGGGAUGACACUAGAAAAUCAUGGAGUGUAUUUUGUAGCACAAAGUGUGGUGACAACCUCAGCCUUCUGAUGCUUCUAGACCUCAAAGUCAUGGUGAACAAUCUGUAUGAUUGUCAACAUUUAAACAGACCUUUGGAAGGGGGGAAAGGCUUUAAGAUGCUUAUCUGAUUGAAGAGGGGUAAUUCCACACAACAUGGACUGAAACACUGUUGGGAAACCAGAUGCGGGAUGUUUUGGGUGCUGGCUAGGGGUGAUCCUUUUGUGAGGCAAUCAUCUCAGAAGGCAGAUGAUUGGGGCCUUCAGAGAAGCUCUUUGGGACUGAACGGAUUCUUACAAGCCUUUCCAGGAGCGCCUCUCCUCACACCCCUUGCAAAGCUUGCAAGAAGCAUAAGGAGAGAAGAGGAGGCUACCAGCAACCUCCGGCUGCAGUCUGCAGGGAGGAGACCUGGGCUUGUAGCAAGCAUGAAUCCUCCCCUUUGCUAAGCAGGGCAAUUUGCUAAUUGUCUGCCCAGGUUUGCAUUUGAAUAGGAGACUACAGGUGUGAGCACUGUAAGGUAUUCCCCUUAGGGGAUGGCGCUGCUCGGAGAAGAGCAUCUGCCGGCUUGCAUGCAGAAGGUCCCAAGUUCCCUCCCCGGCAUCUCCAUCUCUUUCUGGCUGAGAGAGACUCCUGCCUGCAACCUUGGAGAAGCCGCUGUUAGCCUGUGUAGACAAUACUGAGCUAGAUGGACCAAGGGUCUGGUUCAGUAGAAGGCAGCUUCCUAUGUUCCUGUGUUCUUAAGGUGUCAAUACAUGGGGCUGGUUCUGGUCCUCCUGUCCCUUCAGGGUUAAACUCUGUGGAGGCCAGGACUGUGUCUGAUGCUGGCUCUGCCUUUUUUAAGGUGUCCUGUGAGGUUCCCUUGGGCUCUGGGGCUACCUUCAGGGCUCAGGGCUAGCCCCACCUCUUCAUGGUCCGAUUCUGAGUCACUGGUAAGGGCAGGGCUCAUGACACCAGGAGAUCAAUCAGGAGACCUGGAGAGGACAAUUAGGAUAAUCAGGAAGCCUGGAGAAGACAAUGGCCUCACCUGAAGGUAUCAUCUGAACUGGCCUAUUCUUAACAGUGGUUAACUCCCAGCUGAAAGUGUUGACUGGUUUCAUAGAAAAGUAUGAUCUUCUGGGUUAUGUGGGGUGAGAUAAAUGUCCUGUCUGUGUUAUUUAAUAGUGUUACCUCAUUCACAAACACAGAUCAGCAACAUUCACAAACACAGAUCAGCAACUGAUGCUAUAUUCACCAAGCAACCAACCCAGGUGUGAACUGGUAUCAUUUCUAUGUAUCCUAUAAAACGCAAGAACCAAGGAAAACAGCCUCCUCCCACUUCAGAAGUGUCCAAAACCAACCCAUAUCCUGCCAUUAGGUGGUGCCACAGUACAGAAGACAACAAUAAAAAUGCAAACAAACCCUCGCAGUCCGAUAUGAAAUCUUGGGUUUCUAUUGAUGAGGAAGGGACAGGAGACGGCAUUGAUGGGGAGCAGGAAUGUGAAAUGAAGUGUUGGGACGGCCCAGUGGCACUCUUUGGACCAGACAGCCGGGCAGAGGUCUAGUCCCCUGCAGGCCUGGGGGGCCGCCAAAUGCCGAGUGGCCUGCUAAUUUGUCCAUGCAAAAUGUGGCAUCUCUCUGCAAGUCAGUGGGAAAUGUCUUAUUUAGAAUCUCUUCCAAAAACACCCCACCCAAAAGUGUUUCCAGCUUUCCCUGAGCAUGUUCUGGUGUAAAAAAUCAACGGUGCAUUGCAGCUUAUCUGGUGGCGCUGAUGGCAACAGUGGGGUUAGGCUCCCGCCAAAAAGCCUAAAGGCUACCAAAUUACCUAUGUAAUUUAACCUCUGGAAGGGCCUUGUCAGAGCAGUUUUCUUGGCUUCCUUCUUUGGUCGAUAAUAGUGUUAUCGACUGUGCCUUGUUGAUUGGCAGGAGGAGAAGGAUCUUGUUUCAGAAUCUUCCUUUGAGCAUUCUGUGCCAGUGCAAAGCAUAUGUGUUUCUUUAGGAGUGUUUUUUGGUUUUGAGGAGAAGGACUGGGCUGCUCUCCCCACUAACAUUUUUGGGGUAUGACUUGUGGGCCCUCCUAACACCCCCAAAUGUGCCCCCCACUCUUAACAAGAGCUUGCAGAGGCUCUAUGCCUAUCCACAAGUCACAUUAGCAGCCAUCAAUAUAUUAACAGGCAAUGCUAAUAAUAAUGAUGAUGAAAACUUGUCAAAACGAGCACUAGAAAGCUCUGGACCCUUGGAGAAUCAUAGGGCAACGAAACUUUAUAAUAGGGGUCAGAAACUGGAGACCAACGGCCCUGGUCCUUCAAAGGGUUUGAAGGGCUGAAAAACAUCGCAUUUAUAGCCACUGCAUUAUUGCCAUAAAUGCAAAGCAAUAAUAAUUACAAAUGGCAUAAUUGCAUCCUUGCAUUGCAUUCAUAGCAAUAUAACUUCUUGGCCGGCCAAGUGCAGGCUGAGCAGCCAUGGCUCUCGAAGAGGCACUCCACAAAAAAUGACUUGUUGAUGAGGCUGUUUCCUGCUGCUUCUCUUCUUAUGGAAACACACACCACCCCACCGCCCUUUUAUUGUUCUCUGAACCCUUUCCAACUCUUUAACAUUAUUCUGGAACUUCCUUACUUCGAGCCAAACACAGUGUUCUGGACAGAGCUCUACCAGGGUUGAAUAUAAUUAUGAUUGUUUGGUUUUAUACACCACAGCCUAGGCCCUGUGCUUACAAACUGAUUAAUGUGGUGUGUAGGAAACACUCUUGCUGUUAACAAUGGCAUUGGCCUUUCUGGCCACAGCAUCACACAAUUGGCUUUUGUUCAGCUGAGUAUCCACUAAAAUCCCCCGAUUCAGGAGUUCCAGCUAAGCACAGCCUGUCAUGAAUCAUUUCCCUCUUCUGCACAGCUAUCAAAAGGCUCAAGAGGAGCCCAUAUUCCUUUGCAGCCAGUCACUGCCAUUUCUUUACCAAGAUGCAGGUUUGGGAAACUCCCAGAAAACGGAUGCUUGGCUGCACACUUCAGCUGACUUCAGAUGCUUGUAAAAUCAUAAUGGCUGCAAUCUUCUUAGGCAUACUUACUUAGGAGUAAAUGCUAUAUAACCCCUGCUAACUGGGCAAAGAGGCACCUUUUAAAAGUGGUGAUUCUCUUUAUUUAGCAGGGGGAGAGGAACUGGCCCGAUCCACCCCCAGCACAGUACUUCCAGUGACUGUUGCUGGUGUCUAUUAUGUUUCUUUUUCGAUUGUGAGCCCUUUGGGGACAGGAUCCUUCUUAUUUAUUUAUUAUUUCUCUGUGUAAACUGCCCUGAGCCAUUUUUGGGAGGGUGGUAUAGAAAUUGAAUUAAUAAUAAUAAUAUGAUAAAAUCCAGCCAUCCCAGGUCCUUGGGAAGGACUCGAUGUCUGGAUAAAACAAACCAGUCAAUAACACCUGUCUGACUGUGCAAACAAUAAAUAAUAAUAAUAAUAAUAAA
This is a messenger RNA of Hemicordylus capensis (graceful crag lizard), 9579 nucleotides long. RefSeq names its product 5',3'-nucleotidase, mitochondrial (gene NT5M). Lineage: Eukaryota; Metazoa; Chordata; Lepidosauria; Squamata; Cordylidae. Bases 623 to 1336 code for a protein of 237 amino acids. Gene Ontology annotation, biological process: pyrimidine deoxyribonucleotide catabolic process. The transcript is spliced from 5 exons. The record is from RefSeq and is a predicted model, not a curated record. Gene Ontology annotation, molecular function: 5'-nucleotidase activity.